CUUUUUUUUUUUUGGAGGAUAAAACAGGAAGAAACGGAGAGAAAAGGGGAAUUGCAAAUUGCAGAGAAAGAAAAGAUUGCACUGAAAACGGUCAACGAUGCAUACUGUGUUCUCAGUUGAUGAUUUCUCCGACUCCUUCUGGGCGGCUACGCUUUCUGAGGCUGCGGCGGGGAUGAACAGAAGCCAAUCUGAGUGGGCGUUGGAGAGGUUUCUAGAAGAAUUUUCUGGUGCGGGCGGAGCGAUCCCGGGGUCGCGUGCCGGCGAGAAUGUGAUUGGUCCGUCCUUGGCGGCACCUCAGCCGUCUUUUUCCAAAGCUGAAGAAGGUGACGGGGAUGGUGACGUGGUGGAGAUAAAAACGCCUAAUAAUCAGAAUCAUAAUCCUCCGCCGUCCGAUUCGACACCGACGGUCCCGACUGACUUGGAUGAGUUGCGUGCGAUCCUCAUGAACAAGCUUGAACAAGAAUGCGCUGCUUUUGCUCUCUCUCGUGCGUCUGCUGUGAAGGCGAAAGAUUCGUCUGCCCUAACUGAAAAUCAAGCACUUAAAUCGGGACCCCAAGUUAAAGGUUCCUCAAAGGUACAGGGUGAGCCAGAUGCUGCACCUUGUGGAAUUUCAGCUAUGUCAACUACACAAAAAAAAUCAGUGGUACAAGUGAGGCAAACCACAAGUGGGUCAUCAAGAGAAGAUUCAGAUGAUGAUGAACUUGAAGGAGAGACUGAAACCACCGAGAACAUGGAUCCAGCUGAUGCAAAACGUGCAAGGAGAAUGCGGUCAAAUCGAGAAUCAGCCAGACGCUCUAGAAGAAGAAAGCAGGCACAUAUGAAUGAACUUGAAGAGCAGGUUGGUCAACUAAGAGAUGAACAUUCAACAUUACUUAAGCGUCUAACUGACAUGAAUCACAAGCAUGAUGAAGCUGCUGUUGACAAUAGAAUUCUGAAGGCUGAUAUUGAGACAUUAAGAGCAAAGGUGAAAAUGGCAGAAGAAACAGUUAAGCGGGUGACGGGGAUUAACCCUGUUCUUCUAUCUAUGUCCAAUGUACCUAGUGUAGGCAUGUCCUUUGUUAGCAGCCCAUUGGAAGCAUCUACAGCUGCUCCUGUACCAUUGCAGCCAAAUACUAAUCAGUUUUUUCACCAACCAGUUCCUAGCAUUGAUGUUCCCAUUCAUCAUCAGAGAGUGGACAACAGUUUCCCAGGCAACACCCUGGUUCCUCCUAAUGUGAAUCCACAAACUGAAGGAGUGAAACAUGUCAAUGAAACGUCUGCAUUGCAGCAUACACCCAGCUUGGAGCAUGUCCAAGAUCGGGUAGAGCACACUGGCAUGCAAAAGCAGAUUGGCCCUAGUGUCAGUCCAUGCGGACCCAUGCCUGGCUGGGAGCCUCGACUAUCCCAUGCGGCUGUCAAUAACAAGAAGCUAAGUUGAAUUUUAUUGCCCCUCUUGUUUCCGGAGAUGGGUUUUAAGAAGCUUAGCUGUUGGUACUACUAUUGGUUAAAUCUAUUCAUAAGUAUUGAUUCUCACUGCAUUCUUGUAUUCAAGACCUUCAUCUGCAUUGACCAUCAUAUCUGUUACCAUAACAUGGCUAUACUCCUCAGUUCUUUGAGUAUACUUAUUUGGUAAAUAAUGAUGUAUGAAAUUUCUAUAAAAUUCAUGUAAUUUUGCUCAAGGAGCUAAAUCUGCUGUUAUGGUACUCCAUUUCAGCUAUUAAAGAUGGAC
Messenger RNA from Durio zibethinus, 1708 nucleotides. RefSeq names its product light-inducible protein CPRF2-like. NCBI's taxonomy places the organism in Eukaryota, Viridiplantae, Streptophyta, Magnoliopsida, Malvales, Malvaceae. The record is from RefSeq and is a predicted model, not a curated record. Gene Ontology annotation, molecular function: DNA-binding transcription factor activity. Gene Ontology annotation, biological process: regulation of DNA-templated transcription.